Belonocnema kinseyi is the source of this 474-nucleotide messenger RNA. RefSeq lists its product as uncharacterized. Lineage: Eukaryota; Metazoa; Arthropoda; Insecta; Hymenoptera; Cynipidae. The transcript is spliced from 2 exons. The record is from RefSeq and is a predicted model, not a curated record. Bases 130 to 384 code for a protein of 84 amino acids.
UUUGAUAAUCACUGCCAUGUUUGCCACGUAUUUGCGCAUUAGAGUAUCGUACAUCGCGUCGCGGAAUUGAAUACGGCAAUUGUCUCACAAUCCUGAUAAUAUUUGAUACCAAAAUUUAACAAUUCAAGGAUGGACUAUAAAUUAUACGCUUUGUUCGUGUUGGUCUUUCUGGCAAAUUUCGGGUCUGCUGGACCGAUCGCUGCCGGUAUUGGGUACGCCGGCUGUGCAGCGCUGGCGUGUGCCUGUUUUGCAGUAGCUGGCUUUACAUUUGGCACUGUAACUAUUGCGACGAUUUUGGCAAGUCCAGCUUUGACAGCCUGCAAUGUGGCCUUCGCAAAAUGCGAAGCAGCGGUUAUGGCAAUGCUGGUUGCACCAACUCCCUAGGGUCUAUAUAUUAAAUGUCUGAUGAAAUCAUUUUUUUAUUGUUUAUACGAAUUAAUGUUUGCUCUCUUUAAAUAUCACAUUAUUAAUCUU